AUGAAAAAUGAUAAAACCUUGACGAUCCAACACAAGGAGGGCAUUAAGAAAAUUACAAUCAAACAAACCAAGACACCGAGUUCAAGUGAUAAUGCAUGGUCAAUAUGCAGAGAUUCAAGAUAUUGGAUUAAUGCUGAGAAAUUUUAUCCAGAAAGGUUCAUUGAUAGUUCAGUUGAUUACAAAGGUGCUGAUUUUCAGAUUAUACCAUUUGGUGCUGGGAGAAGGACAUGUCCUGGCAUAUCAUUUGGUAUUGCUAACUUAGAAAUUUCAAGUGCAAAUUUGCUUUUCCAUUUUAAUUGGAAUAUGCCUAAUGGAUACAAGGCUGAAGAACUUGACAUGAAAGAAUCUUUUGGGUUGACUGUUAGAAGAAAACAUGAUUUGUGGUUGGUUCCCACCACUUAUCAAUCUAGUUAA
Messenger RNA from Trifolium pratense (red clover), 414 nucleotides. Its product is annotated as cytochrome P450 71D8-like. The coding region runs from base 1 to 414 and encodes 137 amino acids. NCBI's taxonomy places the organism in Eukaryota, Viridiplantae, Streptophyta, Magnoliopsida, Fabales, Fabaceae. Gene Ontology annotation, molecular function: monooxygenase activity; iron ion binding; oxidoreductase activity, acting on paired donors, with incorporation or reduction of molecular oxygen. The transcript has a single exon. The record is from RefSeq and is a predicted model, not a curated record.